Molecule: messenger RNA, 282 nt
Organism: Ilex paraguariensis (yerba mate)
Lineage: Eukaryota; Viridiplantae; Streptophyta; Magnoliopsida; Aquifoliales; Aquifoliaceae
Source: the annotation of a GenBank genome assembly
AUGGGUAUUGAUACUGAUGCUGCACAAAUUGGGCAACUGGAUACGUGGUUCUGGAUGGGCACACCUUGGGUCGAGGGUGAGGCGCCUUCUGCGCUGCUUGACGUGGCGAUGAAGUGUCACUUUGGGGCUCAUGGACGAGCCAAGCAUGGAGUGGGUGCUGAGUGGGAAGGCGCCGAUGGAGCUGGGCGCUGUUGGAGGGGCGUUCAUGGCGCAAGAAGGGCACCCAUAGCGCUGGGCACUGUUGGAGAGGCGCCUAAGGUGCUUCUUGUGAAGCAGGACUGA